AUGCCACAUCACCAUGUCUCCAAACGCCCUUACAACGGAUCUCAACCCCAGAUAACAUCUUACUUCUCCUCGCCCUCCACCACCGGCCCCCUCUCCGACCGCGCGCGCGAGCCAAACAACCCGCCUCUGUCCCUGCCCCUGGACGUCCAAUCGAAUCUCCUGUCUGUCGGUAUGCGUGUGCGCAAAGCUGUACCGGAGGGGUAUAAAACCGGUGCUGCUUAUAGCGCUUUUACGUUAUUCGCGGAUGAUACGAGUCACUUUUCGGGUUCAUCGGCAGCUUCACCUGAGCCUGAGAAGAGAUAUGGAGGUGUGAGUGGGAGUGGGGGAAACCGGCCUAGAGCGAGGGAGUUGACGCCUUUUUGUGGGAUUUUAAAGGUUGGUGGGAUGGCGCAACAACAGCAGCAGUGGGGAGUAGAGGAAGAAGGGGAGGAGGAUGAUAUGGAGUGUCCGGUAUUGAGUCAGGGGAGUACGAGUUCGAAUGACUAUGGUGGAUUUACCGGGAACGGAGGAGGGAAUAAGCGGAGAUUUGAGGACGAGGAAGAGCAGGAGGUUGAGGGCAUGAAUUUCGACCUGGGCUUGGAGUUUCGUGCUGGGAGGGUUAUGGCGGUGCCGGUACCGAGACGCAAGAAGAUGGAGCUGGAGCUGGAUAGUAGGCGGAAGAUGGUGUUUGGACGUGGGCAGGAGAAUGUAGCUGUUGUGGGUGCUGACGGUGAUUUUGGGGAAGCGGAGUUUUUGGAUUAUGAGGGCGUGAUGGGGGAGGUUGAGAUGGAUGGUGUUUGA
This is a messenger RNA of Lachnellula hyalina, 780 nucleotides long. RefSeq lists its product as uncharacterized. Gene Ontology annotation, molecular function: ribonucleoside-diphosphate reductase inhibitor activity. Lineage: Eukaryota; Fungi; Ascomycota; Leotiomycetes; Helotiales; Lachnaceae. The coding region runs from base 1 to 780 and encodes 259 amino acids. The transcript has a single exon. Gene Ontology annotation, cellular component: cytoplasm; nucleus. The record is from RefSeq and is a predicted model, not a curated record.